This is a messenger RNA of Manis javanica (Malayan pangolin), 2536 nucleotides long. NCBI's taxonomy places the organism in Eukaryota, Metazoa, Chordata, Mammalia, Pholidota, Manidae. The record is from RefSeq and is a predicted model, not a curated record.
UUUCCAGGUGAUUUCUGAAGUAUGGUUGACCACAAUAAUUCCUCCUGCGAUCCAAUAUGGACACCCCAUUUAACCACACUCUACUGUGUAGUGCUCAUUGGAGGCCUACUGGGCAUCAUCUCCAUUCUGUUCCUGCUGGUGAAAAUGAACACCCGGUCUGUGACCACCACAGCUGUCGUUAACUUGGUGGUGGUCCACAGUGUUUUCCUGCUGACAGUGCCUUUUCGCUUGACCUACCUCAUCAAGCACACUUGGACAUUUGGGUUGCCCUUCUGUAAAUUUGUGAGUGCCAUGCUGCACAUCCACAUGUACCUUACUUUCCUGUUCUACGUGGUGAUCCUGGUCAUCAGGUACCUCAUCUUCUUCAAGCGCAAAGACAAAGUGGAAUUCUACAGAAAGCUGCAUGCAGUGGCUGCCAGCACUGGCCUAUGGGUGCUGGUGAUUGUCAUUGUGGUGCCCCUGGUUGUUUCUCAGUAUGGAACUUACAAGGCUUAUGAUAAGCAGCACUGUUUUAAAUUCCACGAAGAACUUGAUCGUGCAUAUGUGCAAGUCAUCAACUAUAUGAUAGCCAUUAUUUUUAUAGCCAUUGCAGUGAUUCUCUUGGUCUUCCAGAUCUUUAUCAUUAUUCCGAUGGUGCGGAAGCUGCGCCACUCCCUACUAUCCCAUCAGGAGUUUUGGGCCCAAUUGAAAAACCUAUUUUUUAUAGGAGUCAUUGUAAUUUGCUUCGUUCCCUACCAGUUCUUUAGGAUCUAUUACUUAUACUCUGUGGCACAGUCAAGUGACUGCAACAACAAUGUUACAUUUUAUAAUGAAAUAUUCUUGAGUGUAACAGCAAUUAGCUGCUUUGACUUGCUACUCUUUGUUCUUGGGGGAAGCCACUGGUUUAAGCAAAAGAUAAUUGACCUAUGGAAUUGCCUUUUGUGCAGUUAGCCACCAACUACAGUAUUCGGAAUUACUUCCUUUAUAUUAGGAGUGAAAAUGGACACAGGAGGUAGGAAUGGUUAUUUCAAUUACUUGAUUAAAACCAUGCCUUGAUGCAGUUAAUCAAAAGUACUAUAAAAUGUAAUUAAUUCCAGUCCUUAUAUAAUUCAUAGCAUCUCCAAAUGAUGCCUGUACAAAGACUAAUGAUAUUGAGCCUAUCUGGAGUUAUAAUACUGCAUAAUUUUACAAUAAAAAAUGUCUACUUGGCCUAUCCAGGCACCAUGGGUCUAAAGGUUUCUAAGUUUUACUAAUUUAUUUUAGACUGGACUCAGCCCUCUAGUUCUUUUCAUUCCACUUAACUUUAGAUAAAUUAAUCCUAGCCAAGAUUUGGCUCAGAAAACACAAGCUCUAUUUGGCUUUCUAGAAAAGAUACCCAUUCAACUCACACCCUGAAAAAAGAAGUUAAGAGAGAAUAGUAAGAAACUUUUCUAGAUCAUCACAACUUUGGUGGGAAGUUGCUUCUCUAGAAAUCAAGAGAAAAAGAACUCCUUAUGGCAUUUUGCUAUAACAAGGUUUUCUAGAUUUGUCCUAUAAAGGUCAAAUCUAAGGACAUGAGAUCAAUUCUCUCAGUAUCUCCAAAAAUCAUUCAAAAGCUUAUUGAAUAUGUCUAAAUAAUGGUGAAGGUAUAACUUAGAAAAUAUUUCUGACCAAUAUGCUGCUAGGCAUUAAAGUGAGUUCCCAAGGGAAGUGAUUAAAUUUUUUUUCUUUUCUAUUUUUUCAACAAUUUCUAGCUGUCUUGGGUCACAGUUAAUUUAGAUUUUCCUUGGAUACAGAAGGCUAUACUGAAAUCUUUAGAGUUCCCUUCCACCCUUAAAGUUAUGUGUCUUUAUUUUCCUCAGUUUCAUAAUCUUGAAGGAACUGAGCCAGUUUCAUUAUUUAAUGCUUCAGGAAACCUGAAGCAAUUCAUGGUAAUUUCAAAAGAUUAAAAUUAAUUAAGGUAACUUUUUUCCCAAGCAAGGUAAACGUUCAAGAUUUAAAGAUUCUUCUUAAUUUGUUAUAUUCUACAAUCCACAAAUUCAUCUGAUGAGUAAGAAAUCCCUCUGUGAGUUUCUAUAACCAGUAAAAUUACUGAGUCAUAGAAAAUAAUUAUGAGGAAGAAAAAGCAGCAACAUGCUAUAUAGAUGAACUAUUCCAAAAUUUUCCUAUUUUAACUUUAUCUGUCCUGUUCUCCUUUUUAAGUUAUAUUUCUUUUAUUUCCUUGUCUUCUUCUCCCAUUUCUUUAGUAUUUCUUUCUCACUUUGACCCAUAACAUUUGUAAGAAAAUUUCUAACACCCAAAAAAGUUUUAAGAAAAUUUUUAACACCCUUGAAAUCCAUAAAAAAAUUAUAGUAAAAUAUUAAAAAAUUUUAAUUUAUGGGAAUUACAUAAAUUUCUCUUCUUAUAUAUCUAUGUCUUACUAUCAUAACCUCUGUUACCUAAUAGAUUGUAUUAUAAUCUCUUCCAGAUUUUAAAUAUGUUGAAUUCAGGCAGUUAUUCUUUCCUCUGUUUUAUUAUGCAUUAUAUAUAAUGAGGGCCUAUUUCUGUGGACCUAUAGGGGAUAUUAACCAGUACAUAG